Molecule: messenger RNA, 2345 nt
Organism: Syzygium oleosum
Lineage: Eukaryota; Viridiplantae; Streptophyta; Magnoliopsida; Myrtales; Myrtaceae
Product: sulfate transporter 3.1-like
Exons: 12
Coding region: 152-2110 (652 amino acids)
Biological process (GO): transmembrane transport
Cellular component (GO): membrane
Molecular function (GO): secondary active sulfate transmembrane transporter activity
Source: RefSeq, a predicted model, not a curated record
CUCUCUCUCUCUCUCUCAAAAGCCGCUAAUCUCUUAGCUAAGUCCCAAGCUCGAUAUCUACAGAUAAUAUAUAUUACCUUAUAAGUAUUGCUGCUAAAUUUUUGCUAGCUUGAAUUUGGCUUCUUUACCCGCAUUUGAGCACUCACGUACGAUGGGCAACAUGGACAAUAUGAACUACGAGUGUCCUCACAAGGUCGCGAUCCCCCCGACGAAGCCCUUCCUCAAGUCGCUUGCGACCACCCUCAAGGAGACCUUCUUCCCCGACGACCCGUUCCGGCAGUUCAGAAGCCAAUCGCCCUCCCGGAAGCUCGUCAUGGGGCUCCAGUACUUCGUCCCAAUCCUCGAGUGGGCCCCGCGCUACACCUUCGACUCCUUCAAGGCCGACCUCGUUGCGGGGAUCACCAUCGCCAGCCUCGCUGUCCCCCAGGGGAUCAGCUACGCCAAGCUGGCGAGCCUACCCCCAAUUAUCGGACUGUAUUCGAGCUUUGUGCCGCCAUUGGUGUAUGCAAUGUUGGGGAGUUCGAGAGAUUUGGCAGUGGGGACGGUAGCGGUGGCCUCGCUGCUCAUAUCUUCAAUGCUUGGCAAGGAAGUGAGUCCAACCGAGCGCACAAAAGAGUAUGUUCAGUUGGUUUUCACUUCCACCUUCUUCGCUGGUGUUUUCCAAGCCUCUCUUGGCUUCUUAAGGCUUGGGUUCGUAGUGGACUUUCUGUCACAUGCAGCAAUAGUGGGGUUCAUGGGAGGAGCAGCGACGGUGGUGUGUCUUCAGCAGCUCAAAGGCAUGCUUGGCUUGGUCCGUUUCACUCACGCCACCGACCUCGUCUCAGUCAUGCGCUCCGUUGUCACUCAAGUCCACGAGUGGAGAUGGGAAAGUGGUGUCCUGGGCUGCUGCUUCCUCUUCUUUCUCUUGCUCACCAGAUACUUGAGCAAAAAGAGGCCGACCUUCUUUUGGAUAAAUGCGAUGGCGCCUCUCACUUCGGUCAUUUUGGGGAGCGUCCUCGUCUAUCUCAGUCAUGCUGAGAAACAUGGAGUUCAAGUGAUUGGACACCUGAAGAAAGGGUUGAAUCCGCCGUCUAUGACUGAACUGGCAUUCGGAUCGCCGCAUUUGAUGACGGCCAUUAAAGUCGGAAUCGUCACUGGCAUCAUCGCUCUUGCUGAAGGUGUGGCUGUUGGGAGGAGUUUUGCCACAUUCAAGAACUACCACAUUGAUGGCAACAAAGAAAUGAUUGCAUUUGGCAUGAUGAACAUUGCAGGCUCUUGCACUUCUUGCUACUUAACCUCGGGGCCAUUUUCAAGAACAGCAGUGAACUUCAAUGCUGGGUGCAAGAGUUCAGUGUCCAACAUUGUGAUGGCAACAGCAGUGAUGAUCACAUUGGUGUUCCUAACUCCGCUGUUCCAUUACACUCCCCUUGUGGUGCUCUCCUCAAUCAUCAUUGCCGCCAUGCUCGGCCUCAUCGACUACGAGGCGGCAAUCCAUCUCUGGAAGAUCGACAAGUUCGACUUCGUUGUCUGCAUUAGCUCGUAUAUUGGUGUCGUCUUCGGGAGCGUCGAGAUCGGCCUGGUCACCGCGGUGGUGUUGUCGUUGGUUAGGGUGCUUAUCUCCAUAGCCAGGCCAAGGACUUUCGCAUUGGGCAACAUUCCCAACUCCAUGAUAUAUCGAAGCAUGGAUCAAUACCCAAAUGCUACGCAUGUUCCCGGAGUCCUCAUCCUUCAGAUAGACUCACCAAUUUAUUUUGCUAAUGCAAACUACUUGAGAGAGAGGAUUUCGAGAUGGAUCUACGAGGAGGAAGACAGGGUGAAAGCGUCGGGAGAAAAUAGCUUGCACUAUAUUGUACUCGACAUGAGCGCCGUCGGAAGCAUUGAUACGAGUGGAAUUAGCAUGCUCGAGGAAACCAAGAAAAAUGUCGACAGAAGAGGACUCAAGCUUGUUAUGGCGAACCCACGGAGCGAGGUGAUAAAGAAGCUAGAAAAGUCCAAGUUCAUCGAAUCCCUUGGUGAAGAAUGGAUUUAUCUGACGGUUGGAGAGGCCGUAGGCGCGUGCAACUUCAUGCUCCACACUUGUAAACAAAAUCACGCCGGGGCCGCAUUCGGUGCGCAAGACUGUAACGUAUGAUCUACACAAUAGGGAUCGAUAAUUCGCCGUAGAGGGUGCAAACUGCAACCACAAAUGCAAAUGGGGCCACUUAGUGCUGUACCCAAAUUGAGUUUGAUUGAAAAGAAGAAUGUGAGGAAGAGGAACAGGGCUCCCACCAUUUCCUUUGAAAGGAAAAGCUUGAAGAAACCAGUCCCAGUCUAGUACUAUGUUGUAUUAUGUGCCAAAUUCGAAUCCAAGAUCUGAUUGCAGCUUU